CGUCACUUCUCGCAGACGAAGCCAUUUUGGAAAAGCCGACCCAUUUCACACAUCAUAACAAGCAGAAUCUAUAACUUUUCUUCAAAGAUAGGCAGAACCUGCUGUAAUAAUUGAUAUUCUAUCAUGAGUACCUUGACUCAAAGAGGUAGUACUUUAAUUCAAAGACACACAGGUGGAGGAUCGAAAGGAGCAGAAGGGGGAAAAUCAAGUCAUGAAGCGGACGAAGAUCCGUUUCGUGAAGAAGAAGAUGACUGCGAAUCAAAAGAAACGAGAUUAACAUUGAUGGAAGAAGUUUUAUUAUUGGGUCUGAAAGACAGAGAGGGCUACACAUCAUUCUGGAAUGACUGUAUAUCAUCAGGGCUAAGAGGUUGUAUGCUAAUAGAACUUGCAUUGCGAGGAAGGAUAGAACUAGAAAAGACCGGAAUGAGGAGGCGGAGCUUACUCAAUAGGAAAGUUAUACUACUCAACGAUGCCCAAACAGGUGAUGUCCUCCUAGAUGAGGCUCUCAAGCUAAUAAAAGAAACGGAUCCUCCAGAGACAGUUCCAACCUGGAUAGAACUGCUAAGUGGUGAAACCUGGAAUCCAAUGAAACUACGCUACCAGCUCCGGAACGUCCGAGAACGACUUGCAAAGAAUCUAGUGGACAAAGGUGUACUGACCACCGAGAAACAAAACUUUGUUCUCUUUGACAUGACCACACAUCCUGUAACAGACAGCGCAAUCAAGCAACGCAUCAUUAAGAAGGUCCAAGAGUCUGUGCUGAACCGGUGGCCUAACGACCCUGCUAGGUUUGAACGACGAAUGCUUUCCUUACUAUACCUUGCUCAUUCUUCGGAUGUCCUGGAAAAUGCUUUCGCUCCAUUAUCAGAUGAGGAAUACGAGGUGGCCACGGGGAGAGUGAGGACCUUACUGGAAACUGACCCGGAAGUACAGUGUCAGAAGCCGAAUAGUAAUGACCUAAUGUGGGCCGUCAUAGCGGCUUUCAUUAAGUGAUUCCUCUUCUGAGGUGCCUUCACCAUGAACUACUUGUAUUAGCUGAAGUGAAAGACCUACUUCCUGUAACACAAUUCAAACUGAAAGUCUAUAUUCAAUGUCUCAGCCUUCCUUGAUAGAAGCCCUCUGAGCUGGAAGUAAUGAAUCCCUUUGUCAUUGACAUACACCUCUCGCUUAACAGACAGGGACAUCAUCAUGUUUUGGGGCGAAAAGGCAAAGCUGAAGUGACAAAGCUUCUACUGUCUGUAACACCAUCAAGCAAGAAUGGCUACCUCCGAACUGAAAGUCUCUCAACCUUUAUUGAUCAACGCCCUUUUAGAGCGUUAGGGGAUGGAUCUCUUUGCCAUUCACACAUAAGCAGACAGGGGCACCUCAAUAUGUUUAUGCUGCUUUGGGGGAGAAGACUGGAAUCUUGAUACUGUAAUCCUAUUUUACUUUAUACUAUUUUUUUUUUUAGUGAAUGCAUGCAUUCCAGGAAAAUCUCAGCUCUGCAUUUUACCCCUCCUCAUCCAUUGGAGAGCUGUGUUGUAGUGAUGUCCAAACAACUUCCAUUCUUUGGUCAGGUGUCCUGUUUGGAGCCAAGUAUUGUCUGCAAAAUGUUCACAUAGGAUGCCUGUUGAGAUUAAAUGUUGCAUGGGAAUCAAAUCAAAAUUAUAGAAUCAAAUUCUAAACCUUACUAUUAGAGUGGGGGGAGGGGCAAACCCUGGCGCAUUUUGAAAAAUGAAAUAAUGAACAUUUUCUGACUAAAAAAAAAAAAAAUUCUUGGGAUUUCAGAAGGGUUAGUCAGCUAGUCACACAUUGUUCUGAAAAUGGCAUACAUGCAUCCAAAUUCUAAUGCACUUUUACAAAUUUAUGAUUUUUUAGAAAUGAAUAAUGAUACCUUGUAAAGUAAAAAUAAACCUCUAAUUCUGGCAUUUUAUAAAUCGCCAGUAAAAUGUAAAUCAAUAAAAGAAGAAGAUAAAACCAUUGAUAUGAGACUUGAAUGAACCCAAAGUCAGACAUCUGUUCUGUGCAUGACCUAUUCUGUGUCAGUGUGUGUAUAAUAAGUACAAUGCACACCCAACGAGGCAUGGUAGUGCUCAAGCUUUUUGUUCAUUCGCAAUAUGGUUUCUUCUUUUUUUGUAGAAGUUUUGAGUUCAUAUUUUAUUUUGCCUUAUGGAGACUCUUCGAAUGAGCAAAACAUGAUUUGGUGGUGUAAUCAGUAUUGUCAUGAAAUGUGUGACAUUUAACCCUUUGGAUACUGAAUGAUUUCGUAUAAUACAUGUUUUCCAUAGACUCCAGUCCACAUUCAUGCAGGCGUAGUCUCCAUUGGGUUAACGUGGAAAGGAACUCAUCAGUUAGAGUGAAGAAGACCAGAUUUCUGUACAUACAAUAUUUUAUUCCAAUUCUUCUGAAAACAAUAAUAUAUAUUUGAUGAAGGAUUGGAGAUGAAUGUUAGAAUAUUGCUUUCUUGUGUUGUACAACAUAAUAACAUAGUUUUAACAAAUAUAUGAUUUUUUUUUCAUUUUGUAUGAAUUUAUUUUCUCGUGGAAUAGAUAAAAGGGGAGUUAAAAGCUGUGUAUUUGUAUUUCUCACUUGUUUGUUUGACAUUUAUGUGAUAUAUUUUGAAUAUAUAUGUUUUAGGUCAGAUUUAUUUUUAUAAUUGCAUCAUGUAGAGUACUUGGAAUAAUCCCUCAGCAUUAUUUUCGACCCUUUUUUUUGUUGCUAUUUUUAAAGCUUCUUCAUUGUUCAUUUUCUGUUGGAAUCAGUUUCUUUUGUAAUUUCUUUCUCGUCC
Molecule: messenger RNA, 2767 nt
Organism: Lytechinus variegatus (green sea urchin)
Lineage: Eukaryota; Metazoa; Echinodermata; Echinoidea; Temnopleuroida; Toxopneustidae
Gene: golph3
Product: Golgi phosphoprotein 3-like
Exons: 4
Coding region: 124-993 (289 amino acids)
Biological process (GO): retrograde vesicle-mediated transport, Golgi to endoplasmic reticulum; Golgi organization; Golgi vesicle budding
Cellular component (GO): Golgi cisterna; cytosol; trans-Golgi network
Molecular function (GO): phosphatidylinositol-4-phosphate binding
Source: RefSeq, a predicted model, not a curated record